Molecule: messenger RNA, 949 nt
Organism: Carlito syrichta (Philippine tarsier)
Lineage: Eukaryota; Metazoa; Chordata; Mammalia; Primates; Tarsiidae
Product: zinc finger protein 570-like
Exons: 2
Coding region: 336-905 (189 amino acids)
Biological process (GO): regulation of transcription by RNA polymerase II
Molecular function (GO): DNA-binding transcription factor activity, RNA polymerase II-specific; RNA polymerase II cis-regulatory region sequence-specific DNA binding
Source: RefSeq, a predicted model, not a curated record
AAUUACAGGCACGUGUUGCCACACCUAGGUUUUAUAAUCUGGAAUAAAAGAUAUGCAGAAAAAGAUUCUGAUGACUUUGGUGGAUUUGGGAAGUCAUGUCUUCUUAUCAAGCAUGACAAAACUCUCACUGGAAUUAAAUACCACAGAUGUGUUCACCCAUGUAACAGUAAAUCACAGCUCAAUGACUAGACUAUAACAAAAUGUAUACAGGAGAGAAGCCAUAUGAAUGCACUGAGUGUGGGAAAGCCUUUUCCAGGAAAGCACAGCUCAUGUGACAUCAAAGAACCGAAAGAGGAGUGAAACCUCAUGGAUACAAUGAAUGUGGGGAAAACUUCAUGAGGAAGAUCAGUUCACUGAACAUAAGAGAACUCAUAAAGGAGAGAAGCCUUAUGAAAGCACUGAAAGUGGAAAAGCCUUUUCCUAAAAGGCAUAUCUUACUGUACACCGGAGACUUCUUAAAGGAGAGGACCCUUAUGAAUAUACUGAAUGUGGGAAAGGCUUUUCACAAAAAGCAUAUCUCCCUGUACACCAUAGACAUUAUACAGGAGAGAAACCGUACAAAUUCAGUGUGUAGGCAGUUCUUUUCCCAAAAGGCGUAUCUGAUGAUAAACCAGAAAAUUCACACAGGAGACAAGUCAUAUGAAUGCAGUGAGUGUGGGAAAGCCUUCUCCAGGAAAGCACAACGUGUUAGACUUCAAAGAAUUGUAAGAGGAGUGGAACCACAUGGAUGCAAUGAAUGUGGAAAAGCAUUCAUGAGGAAGAUUCAGCUCACUGAACAUCAGAGACCUCACAAAGGAGAGAAACCACAUGAAUAUGAGUGUGAGAAAGUCUUCUCCAGGAAGUCCCCGCUUGUGGUAGGUACAUCGGCAAAUUCAUACAGGAGACAAAAUAUAUGGAAGCAGUGAACAUGGGAAAGUCUGCAGUCAGAAGUCCCGGCUCUCUAGACACC